This is a messenger RNA of Penaeus monodon (black tiger shrimp), 1299 nucleotides long. Its product is annotated as early nodulin-75-like. Gene Ontology annotation, cellular component: chitin-based extracellular matrix. The record is from RefSeq and is a predicted model, not a curated record. Lineage: Eukaryota; Metazoa; Arthropoda; Malacostraca; Decapoda; Penaeidae. Gene Ontology annotation, molecular function: structural constituent of chitin-based larval cuticle.
ACUCCUUCGCUGCAGACAUGAAGCUCCUCCUGCUGGCGUGUGUUGCAGCGGCAUACGGGAGUCCCCUGAGAGGCAGAUCGAACUCCGCGUCGGUGUAUGACUACUAUGACUUCCUAGACAUCCCGCGGACGCAGCCGGUGGCCCUGUCGAGGGCCGAUGGUCCUACCAGUCGGACAAGCGCCGGCGGCCCGAACCUCCCGUCGCGUUCCGGGAGGAGCCCGUCUACGUGGCCGAAGAGCCGGUCUACGCUGCUCGCCCUCACUUCCAGGAGGACCUUGUGAGCUACAAGGACGACCCGGUUGUGUACCACGAGGAGCCCAUCGCCUACGUGGAGCGGCCGCAGUUCCACGACGAUCUCCCGGAGUAUCACGAAAAACACCCGUCUUUCCAGAACGAGCGUCCGCCAUACCAAGAGCGACCAGUAUACCAAAGUGAGCUGCCGCAAUACCAGGACGAAAGGCCACAGUACCAGGAGGAACGGCCACAGUACCAUGACGAAAGGCCACAGUAUCAGGAGGAGCGUCCUCAGUUCCACGAGGAGCUCGAGCCGUACCACGACGAGCCGCCACAUUACCAAGAGGAGCGCCCGUCCUCGCGGCCGGAGCGCCCCGCCUACGAGGAGCAGCCCCGCGAGAAGGAAUUCCGCCGGCCGCCCGCCAACGACUUCGCGCCCGCCCUCAAGGAGGAGGAGAGCGUGAAAGAGAAGCGGCAGGUUGCGCACGGCGGAGGGCACUUCGACGAGGCCGGAGAAAAGUUUGCUGCCGACGCUGCAGCGGUUGAGAACGCCAAGGGCGCCGGACGCCUGGCCUUCCAGAUCCACGGCCAGCAGGGCCCGCAUUCCUACCGCUUCGGCUAUGACACCGGCAAAGGGAAAAACCGUCAGUUCCGCUACGAGGAGCGGGACGGCUACGGGCAGGUGCACGGGCGCUACGGCUUCUACGACAAGGACGGCAAGCUGCAGGUGGUCAACUACUCCGCCCACCCUGAGCACGGCUUCUCCGCCGACGUCCCCCACCCCUGAGCCAGGGUCCGGGCCGAGCACAAGCUGACCCGCCGUUCUGUGCAAGGUCUGUAUAAGUACAUAUAGACUCUGGUUCCGCGCUCACGGAAGCGCUGGCUCAGAUUGUGCUCCCUCCCCUUUUAGGGCCCUCCCACCCGAUGUUCUGAAGCCAAAAGUGUCUGAGAGUUAGUUACGUAGCCACGACAUCGUGUCUAGUCAGGUGGAGGAGGUGGGUUUGUGUUGACACGAUCCACUCUUCCACUGUUCUGUAAACCAUCUUGCACGGUUAGAAAACACGU